Molecule: messenger RNA, 363 nt
Organism: Helobdella robusta
Lineage: Eukaryota; Metazoa; Annelida; Clitellata; Rhynchobdellida; Glossiphoniidae
Exons: 1
Coding region: 1-363 (120 amino acids)
Molecular function (GO): transcription cis-regulatory region binding
Source: RefSeq, a predicted model, not a curated record
AUGGAUAGAGUUGGAAAAGAUUUAAAAAAACCAAAAGACAAAAUGUCGGCUUAUGCAUUCUUUAUGCAGGCCACAAGAGAGGAGCAGAAGAAAAAUUCCGGGGAGUCCCGGUCAUUUUUGGAUUUUUCCAAGAAGGCUUCUGAAAGGUGGAAAAAUUUGUCUGUCGAAGACAGGAAAACAUAUAAGGAAAUGGCAGCCAAUGAUUCAGUUAGAUACAAAAAAGAAAUGGCCAACUACGUAUCACUGAUGGCAACAACAAAAGAAAACGAAAAACCAAAGAUCUCAACGCACCAAAAAAGGCACUGUCUGCAUUUAUCUGUUUUUCAAAUGAAGAACGUCAAAAAAUUUAAACUGAUUUUCUAG